GGCGAACAGACGUUCUUUCUCCUCCUAGCAGUCACACAAAAGGAGGGCUGCGGAACUAAAAGUUUCGGGGCCUCCGGCUCCGUGGAUGGAGAAAAGAGAAAACCUGGAGACGGGAUAUGAGGAUCAAUGAUGCAGACUGCUGGGUUCGAUGAAGCUGGGCAUAUAUAACUAGAUUCAUUAAGGAAUACAAAGAAAAUAUUUAAAGGAUCAAUAAUGGUGUCUUCUGGUUGCAGAAUGCGAAGUCUGUGGUUUAUCAUUAUAAUCAGCUUUUUACCGAACACAGAAGGUUUCAGCAGAGCAGCAUUACCAUUUGGGCUAGUUAGGCGAGAAUUGUCCUGUGAAGGUUAUUCUAUAGACCUCCGAUGUCCAGGCAGUGAUGUCAUUAUGAUUGAGAGUGCAAACUACGGUCGGACCGAUGACAAGAUAUGUGAUGCUGACCCAUUUCAGAUGGAGAAUACCGACUGCUACCUCCCAGAUGCCUUUAAAAUUAUGACACAAAGGUGCAACAAUCGAACACAAUGUAUAGUAGUUACUGGGUCAGAUGUAUUUCCUGAUCCAUGUCCUGGAACAUACAAAUACCUUGAAGUCCAAUAUGAAUGUGUCCCAUAUAUUUUUGUAUGUCCUGGGACCUUGAAAGCAAUUGUGGAUUCACCGUGUAUAUAUGAAGCAGAACAAAAGGCAGGUGCUUGGUGUAAGGACCCUCUUCAGGCUGCAGAUAAAAUUUAUUUCAUGCCCUGGACUCCCUACCGUACUGAUACUCUGAUAGAAUAUGCUUCUUUAGAAGAUUUCCAAAAUAGUCGCCAGACAACAACAUAUAAACUUCCUAAUCGAGUAGAUGGUACUGGAUUUGUGGUAUAUGAUGGUGCUGUCUUCUUCAACAAAGAACGAACAAGGAAUAUUGUGAAAUUUGACUUGAGGACUAGAAUUAAGAGUGGGGAGGCCAUAAUUAACUAUGCCAACUACCAUGAUACCUCACCAUAUAGAUGGGGAGGGAAGACUGAUAUUGACCUAGCAGUUGAUGAAAAUGGACUUUGGGUCAUUUAUGCCACUGAGCAGAAUAAUGGAAUGAUAGUUAUUAGCCAACUGAAUCCAUAUACUCUUCGAUUUGAAGCAACAUGGGAUACUGUAUAUGACAAGCGUGCUGCAUCAAAUGCUUUUAUGAUAUGUGGAGUACUCUAUGUAGUCAGGUCAGUUUAUCAAGACAAUGAAAGUGAAACUGGCAAGAAUGCAAUUGAUUACAUCUACAACACUCGACUGAACCGAGGAGAAUAUGUAGAUGUUCCCUUCCCCAACCAAUACCAGUAUAUUGCUGCAGUGGAUUACAAUCCAAGAGAUAAUCAACUCUAUGUGUGGAACAAUAAUUUCAUUUUGAGAUAUUCUCUGGAGUUUGGUCCACCUGAUCCUGCCCAAGUGCCUACUACAGCUGUGACAAUAACUUCUUCAGCUGAGCUGUUCAAAACCACAGUAUCAACCACAAGCACUACUUCACAGAAAGGCCCCAUGAGCACAACUGUAGCUGGAUCACAGGAAGGAAGCAAGGGAACAAAACCACCUCCUGCAGUUUCUACAACCAAAAUUCCUCCUGUAACAAAUAUUUUUCCCCUGCCAGAGAGAUUCUGCGAAGCGUUAGAAGCCAGGGGAAUAUGGUGGCCUCAGACACAAAGGGGAAUGAUGGUUGAACGACCAUGUCCCAAGGGAACAAGAGGAACUGCCUCAUAUCUCUGCAUGGUUUCCACUGGAACAUGGAACCCUAAGGGCCCCGAUCUUAGUAACUGCACCUCACACUGGGUGAAUCAGCUGGCUCAGAAGAUCAGAAGUGGGGAAAAUGCUGCUAGUCUAGCCAAUGAAUUGGCUAAACAUACCAAAGGGCCAGUGUUUGCUGGGGAUGUGAGUUCUUCAGUGAGGUUAAUGGAGCAGUUGGUGGACAUUCUUGAUGCACAGCUGCAGGAACUGAAACCUAGUGAAAAGGAUUCAGCAGGACGGAGUUAUAACAAGGCAAUUGUUGAUACAGUGGACAACCUUCUGAGACCGGAAGCUUUGGAAUCAUGGAAACACAUGAAUUCGUCUGAACAAGCGCACACUGCAACAAUGCUACUCGACACCUUGGAAGAAGGAGCGUUUGUCUUGGCUGACAAUCUCUUGGAACCAACAAGAGUUUCAAUGCCCACAGAAAAUAUUGUUCUAGAAGUUGCAGUUCUGAGCACAGAAGGGCAAGUCCAAGACUUUAAAUUUCCUUUGGGAAUCAAAGGAGCAGGCAGCUCAAUCCAACUUUCUGCAAAUACUGUGAAGCAGAACAGCAGGAAUGGACUUGCAAAAUUGGUGUUCAUCAUUUACCGGAGCCUGGGACAGUUCCUUAGUACAGAAAAUGCAACAAUAAAACUAGGUGGUGACUUUAUCGGUCGUAAUAGUACUAUUGCUGUGAAUUCUCAUGUCAUUUCUGUUUCAAUCAAUAAAGAGUCCAGCCGAGUAUACUUGACUGAUCCUGUGCUUUUUACCCUACCACACAUUGACCCUGACAAUUAUUUCAAUGCAAACUGCUCCUUCUGGAACUACUCAGAGAGAACUAUGAUGGGAUAUUGGUCUACCCAGGGCUGCAAGCUGGUUGACACUAAUAAAACUCGUACAACGUGUGCAUGCAGCCACCUAACCAAUUUUGCAAUUCUCAUGGCCCACAGGGAAAUUGCAUACAAAGAUGGAGUUCAUGAAUUACUUCUUACCGUCAUCACCUGGGUGGGAAUUGUCAUUUCCCUUGUUUGCCUGGCUAUCUGCAUCUUCACUUUCUGCUUUUUCCGUGGUCUACAGAGUGACCGAAACACUAUUCACAAGAACCUCUGUAUCAACCUUUUCAUUGCUGAAUUUAUUUUCUUAGUCGGCAUUGAUAAGACAAAAUACAUGAUUGCAUGCCCAAUAUUUGCAGGACUUUUACACUUUUUCUUUUUGGCGGCUUUUGCUUGGAUGUGCUUAGAAGGUGUGCAGCUGUACCUCAUGUUAGUUGAAGUUUUCGAAAGUGAAUAUUCAAGGAAGAAAUAUUACUAUGUUGCUGGUUACUUGUUUCCAGCCACAGUCGUUGGCGUUUCAGCAGCUAUUGACUAUAAGAGCUAUGGAACAGAAAAAGCUUGCUGGCUUCAUGUUGAUAAUUAUUUUAUAUGGAGUUUCAUUGGACCUGUUACCUUCAUUAUUCUGCUUAAUAUUAUCUUCCUGGUGAUCACAUUGUGCAAAAUGGUGAAGCACUCAAACACUUUGAAACCAGAUUCUAGCAGGUUGGAAAACAUUAAGUCUUGGGUGCUUGGCGCUUUUGCUCUUCUGUGUCUUCUUGGCUUAACCUGGUCAUUUGGGUUGCUUUUUAUUAAUGAGGAGACUGUUGUGAUGGCGUAUCUCUUCACCAUCUUUAAUGCUUUCCAGGGAGUGUUCAUUUUCAUCUUUCACUGUGCUCUCCAAAAGAAAGUACGAAAAGAAUAUGGAAAGUGCUUCAGACACUCAUAUUGCUGUGGUGGCCUCCCAACUGAGAGCCCCCAUAGUUCGGUGAAGGCAUCCACCACCAGAACCAGUGCUCGGUAUUCCUCUGGCACACAGAGUCGUAUAAGAAGGAUGUGGAAUGACACUGUGAGAAAACAGUCUGAAUCUUCUUUUAUCUCAGGUGACAUCAAUAGCACUUCGACACUUAAUCAAGGACAUUCACUGAACAAUGCCAGGGAUACAAGUGCCAUGGAUACUCUACCGCUAAAUGGUAAUUUUAACAACAGCUACUCACUGCGAAAGGGGGACUAUAGUGACAGCAUGCAAGUCGUAGACUGUGGACUAAGUCUGAAUGAUACUGCUUUUGAGAAAAUGAUCAUUUCAGAGUUAGUGCACAACAACCUGCGGGGCGGCAGCAAGACCCACAACCUCGAGCUCACACUACCGGUCAAACCUAUGAUUGGAGGCAGCAGCAGUGAAGAUGAUGCUAUCGUGGCAGAUGCUUCAUCUUUAAUGCACGGGGACAACACAGGCCUGGAGCUCCAUCAGAAAGAACUCGAGGCGCCGCUCAUUCCUCAACGGACUCACUCCCUUCUGUACCAACCCCAGAAGAAAGUGAAGCCCGAGGGAACAGAUAGCUAUGUCUCCCAGCUCACAGCUGAGGCUGAGGACCACCUCCAGUCUCCCAACAGAGACUCUCUUUACACAAGCAUGCCCAAUCUUAGAGACUCUCCCUAUCCAGAGAGCAGCCCCGACGUGGAAGAAGACCUCUCUCCCUCCAGGAGGAGUGAGAAUGAGGACAUUUACUAUAAAAGCAUGCCAAAUCUUGGAGCUGGCCAUCAGCUUCAGAUGUGCUACCAGAUCAGCAGGGGCAAUAGCGAUGGUUAUAUAAUCCCCAUUAACAAAGAAGGAUGUAUCCCGGAAGGCGAUGUUAGGGAAGGACAAAUGCAACUGGUGACAAGUCUUUAAUAGUGUGCAGCUAAGGAAUUCCAGGGGCCACAUGCAAGUAUUAAUAAAGAAAGACUCUGAGGGUCCUUGCAGCCCCCUCCAAGUUUGCUGAAGAGACAGCUCUGUAGACCUGUGGUUCUCUGGUGUAAAAAAAAAAAAAAAAAGAUGACUGAACCUUGCUGUUCUGUGAAUUUUUAUAAAGCAAACAAAAACUUUAUAUAUACACAGAGUAUACUAAAAUGAAUUAUUUGUUACAAAGAAAAAGAUGCCAACCAGGUAUUUUAAGAUUCUGCUGCUGUUUAGAGAAAUUGUGAAACAAGCAAAGCAAAACUUGCCAGCCAUUUUACUGCAGCAGUUUGUGAACUAAACUUGUAAAUAUGGCUGCUCCACUUUUGUAGGCCUGCAUUGUAUUAUAUACAAGACGUAGGCUUUAAAAUCCUGUGGGACAAAUUUACUGUACCUUACUGUUCCUGACAAGACUUGGAAAAGCAGGAGAGAUAUUCUGCAUCAGUUUGCAGUUCACUGCAAAUCUUUUACAUUAAGGCAAAGAUUGAAAACAUGUUUAACCACUAGCAAUCAAGCCACAGGCCUUAUUUCAUAUGUUUCCUCAACUGUACAAUGAACUAUUCUCAUGAAAAAAAUGGCUAAAGAAAUUAUAUUUUGUUCUAUUGCUAGGGUAAAAUAAAUACAUUUGUGUCCAACUGAAAUAUAAUUGUCAUUAAAAUAAUUUUAAAGAGUUUGAAGAAAAUAUUGUGAAAAGCUCUUGGUUGCACAUAUGUUAUGAAAUGUUUUUUCUUACACUUUGUCAUGGUAAGUUCUACUCAUUUUCACUUAUUUUCCACUGUAUACAGUGUUCUGCUUUGACAAGUUAGUCUUUAUUCUUACAUUUAAAUUUCUUAUUGCCAAAAGGACGUGUUUUAUGGGGAGGAAAAUUCUUUGAAGCCAGUUAUGCCAUGCCUUGCACAAAUGCGGUGAAAUCUAGAAAAGAUUGUGUGUUCACCUCUCUGUUUAUUCUCGAACAGAGGGCAGCGAGGGCACUGGGCACUUCUCACAAACUUUCUAGUGAACAAAAGGUGCCUAUUCUUUUUUUAAAAAAUAAAAUAAAACAUAAAUAUUACUCUUCCAUAUUCCUUCUGCCUAUAUUUAGUAAUUAAUUUAUUUUAUGAUAAAGUUCUAAUGAAAUGUAAAUUGUUUCAGCAAAAUUCUGCUUUUCUUUCCAUCCCUUUGUGUAAACCUGUUAAUAAUGAGCCCAUCACUAAUAUCCAGUGUAAAGUUUAACACGGUUUGACAGUAAAUAAAUGUGAAUUUUUUUUCAAGUA
Elephantulus edwardii (Cape elephant shrew) is the source of this 5723-nucleotide messenger RNA. It is a transcript of the gene LPHN2, whose product is annotated as latrophilin 2. The transcript is spliced from 20 exons. The record is from RefSeq and is a predicted model, not a curated record. Gene Ontology annotation, biological process: brain development; adenylate cyclase-activating G protein-coupled receptor signaling pathway; cell surface receptor signaling pathway. The coding region runs from base 214 to 4425 and encodes 1403 amino acids. Gene Ontology annotation, cellular component: neuron projection; membrane. NCBI's taxonomy places the organism in Eukaryota, Metazoa, Chordata, Mammalia, Macroscelidea, Macroscelididae. Gene Ontology annotation, molecular function: carbohydrate binding; G protein-coupled receptor activity.